This is a messenger RNA of Plectropomus leopardus (leopard coralgrouper), 1007 nucleotides long. NCBI's taxonomy places the organism in Eukaryota, Metazoa, Chordata, Actinopteri, Perciformes, Serranidae. The record is from RefSeq and is a predicted model, not a curated record.
CAAGAUCAUGAACAAGAAAGCAUACACUGCAGCUUGGGAGAAGGACAAACUAACAGUCCACAUCAUGCCAGAUGCUCCCGAGAUUGUCCUGGCCAAGGCUAAUGCCCUCAACAUGAGCAACAAACUUUACAAAGCUGGUGUUGUGGAGAUGGCCAAAAAGGGCCACAACCUCAAAGCUGAUGCCAUUUCAAUUUUGGCAGCCAAGUCCGGUACCACUAUUGCCAGCAAUUACAAGUACAAGCUGGCAUACGAGAAGGCCAGAGGCCACCAUGUCGGCUUCCGCAGCAUCCAGGACGACCCCCUGCUGGUUCAUUACAUGCAGGUGGCUAAAAUGCAGAGCGACAAGAACUACAAGAAGGACUACCACAAGUCCAAGCUGAAGUAUCACUCCCCAGUGGACAUGCUGAGCGUUGUCCAAGCCAAGCACGCCUCUACUGUUCAGACGAUGGCUGGAUACAAGCAGCAUAACCCCCACUACACUGUGCUGCCUGAUGCCAUGAACCUGCAACUGGCUCGCAACAUGCAGUUCAUUGCCAGUGAUAAUCAGUACAAGAGUGACUACGAGAGCUUCAUGAAGGGAAUCGGAUGGGUCCCUAUUGGAUCGUUGGAUGUUGAGAAAGCAAAAACAGCCGGCCGCAUCCUCAGUGAGAGCCAAUACCGUCAACAUCCCAGCAAUUACAAAUUCACCAAAGACAUGCACUCCAUGGAUUUGACACUGGCCACUGCCAACAACCAGAUUAUGAAUAAGCAAUCCUACAUUUCUGGCUGGGAGAAAGACAAGACUUCAAUCCACAUCAUGCCUGAUGCAAUGGACAUUGUUCUUGCCAGAGCAAACAAGAAGAACUUCAGUGAGAAACUCUAUAAAUUGGACAAUGAACUGUCCAAGAAGAAAGGCCAUAAUCUUCGUGGUGAUGCCAUUGCAGUAAAGGCCGCCAGAGCCUCCACUGCUAUUGCUAGUGAUUACAAGUACAAGACAGGAUACCGCAAGCAGGUCGGCCACCACAUUG